CCCCGCCCCGCAUCCCGCCCCGCUCCGCCAUUGGGCGCCGUGCGGUUCCGGGUCGCGCUCUGAAGAUGGCGGCUCCCAUGGAGCUGUUCUGCUGGGCCGGGGGCUGGGGGCUGCCCUCGGUGGACCCCGACUGCCUCGCGGUGCUGACCUACGCGCGUUUCACGGGAGCCCCGCUGAAGGUUCACCGCGUCAGCAGCCCCUGGAGGAGCCCGUCCGGUACCGGCAGCGCCGCCAGACCCACAGCGACCCAUAGCGCGACCCAUAGCGACCCACAGCGCGACCCACAGCGCGACCCAUAGCGUGACCCAUAGCGACCCACAGCGUGACCCACAGCGCGACCCAUAGUGACCCACAGCGCGACCCAUAGCGCGACCCGUAGCGUGACCCAUAGCGACCCACAGCGCGACCCACAGCGCGACCCAUAGCGCGACCCAUAGCGUGACCCAUAGCGACCCACAGCGCGACCCACAGCGCGACCCAUAGCGACCCACACCACGACCCAUAGUGCGACCCACAGCGCAACCCAUAGCGACCCACAGCGUGACCCAUAGCACGACCCAUAGUGACCCAUAGCGCGACCCAUAGCGCGACCCACAGCGCGACCCACAGUGCGACCCAUAGCGACCCAUAGCGCAACCCAUAGUGACCCAUAGUGCGACCCAUAGUGACCCACAGCGCGACCCACAGCGCGACCCAUAGCGCAACCCAUAGUGUGACCCAUAGCGACCCACAGCGCGACCCAUAGCGACCCACACCGCGACCCAUAGCGACCCAUAGCACGACCCAUAGCGACCCACAGCGCGACCCAUAGCG
This is a messenger RNA of Numida meleagris (helmeted guineafowl), 813 nucleotides long. Its product is annotated as metaxin-1-like. Gene Ontology annotation, biological process: mitochondrion organization. The transcript is spliced from 2 exons. Gene Ontology annotation, cellular component: SAM complex. Bases 66 to 299 code for a protein of 77 amino acids. NCBI's taxonomy places the organism in Eukaryota, Metazoa, Chordata, Aves, Galliformes, Numididae. The record is from RefSeq and is a predicted model, not a curated record.